Fomitopsis serialis is the source of this 840-nucleotide messenger RNA. Its product is annotated as Aldo/keto reductase. Bases 1 to 840 code for a protein of 279 amino acids. The record is from RefSeq and is a predicted model, not a curated record. The transcript has 9 exons. Gene Ontology annotation, molecular function: oxidoreductase activity. NCBI's taxonomy places the organism in Eukaryota, Fungi, Basidiomycota, Agaricomycetes, Polyporales, Fomitopsidaceae.
AUGACAUUGACUCUGCAUUCGAAAAUGAAGCUGCGGGACGGGAAAGAAAUACCCAUCAUGGGCUUCGGCACGUACGAAAUGGAUGGCAGGGAGGCCUACACUGCUGUGAAGCAUGCUUUAGAGGCCGGAUAUCGUCACAUCGACUCCGCGGAGUGGUACUACAACGAAGCUGAAUGUGGCCGGGCUAUCCGUGAUUUCUGCGCUGCCUCUGGCGUUCCUCGCUCUGAGGUCUUUUUCACUACGAAGUUGCAGAACAACUCCGGGUAUACAACCUCGAAAAGGACCAUUUCACGCUCCCUUCAAGAGUGCGGACUGGGAUACAUCGACUUGUACCUGAUGCACUCUGCCAUCGGCGGCCCGAAGAAGCGCGCGGAGAGUUGGAGGGCGAUUCUCGAAGCUAAGAAGGACGGGUUCGUCCGCAGCGUGGGUGUCAGCAACUUCGGCGUCAGACACUUGCAAGAGAUGGUGGAUGCAACCGUAGAACUCCCUGUGAUUAAUCAGGUCGACCUUCACCCUUUCAUGACCCGUACGGAUAUUGUGGCCAUGUGUAGGAAACACGACAUCGCAUUGGAGGCUUGGGCACCCCUCGUACGCGGAUAUCGCUUCAAGCAUCCGUCGAUUGUCCGCCUGGCACAGAAAUAUGAAAAGGAGCCUGCGCAAAUACUCUUGCGUUACUCUUUGCAGAAGGGAUACAUACCGUUACCUAAAUCUUCGUCCGCGCACCGGAUCAAGUCAAACCUGAAUGUCUAUGAUUUCGAGCUGACAUCGGAGGAAGUGGCUCACCUGGACAGCCUUGAUGAAAGGCUCGUGACGGACUGGGACCCAACGGACACGCCAUAG